AUGCACCGGGCGCAGCACCUCACGGCUCAAGCAGUGGAAUUCAUCGAGGAGGUGGCUUCAGCCGAUUUGGCAGAUGCAGUUGGCGACCUCUGCACUCAGCACUUGCUGGCAAAGGUCAACGCUGUCUACAGUACUCUUGGCGGAACCAAUAGCCAAGCUUUGGCGGAGGCCGUUGAAGCUCUGGCCAGGGACUGCGCAACACUGCCUGAGUGGGUGGACCGGGACUUCGAGAAGGAGUAUGCGUCGGAGGAUGACUACUCAUGGGCUUUUGGUCCUGCCGUCGCGGAGGCUUGUGCAGCCGCUGCUGCAGCUAUCGCCGGCCUUGCCGAGCCCGGGCUGAUUGAUGAUGCUCCAGAGCUGGCUCUGACGGCGUUGGAAGCUUUCGCCUUGGAUUUGGAUUGCCUGACUCCAUACAUCUAUGCCGGUCUUUGCCGCAGCGGGAAGCUGCAGCUGCACUCUGCCGAAGGGCGCCGCGCAGCAGACGCUCGAGACCGGCGAGUGGCGAGGUCGCUACAGGCGGUCGCCUCCUGGAUGCUCGCGGCUCUUGGAAGGAAUGUGGGAUAUGACAACCUGACAGCUCUGGUGCUCUGGGAUCUUGCGGGCUGCGACCCGCUUUGGGCCUUGGUGCUGGCGCGCGGCACCCUAUCUUUGCCUCAUCGCAGCGGUCGGGCAAAAGCUCUGGAUGCUCCCGAGGAGAUUGAGCUUCUCCAUCAGACAGUCGCCCUUGCUGUACUAGGCUUGCACACGGCCACCGUUGCUUUCGCCAGGGAGGAGUUGGAGGAGGGAGCUGGUGGCGACGAGAUCGCCAUUGCGACCCGCAGCGCCCAGCUUGCCAAGCAUCGGGCUACCCUGGCAGCAGAAGUGGUCAGCUGCCACUUGCUGCCACCUUUGGUGCGAGCGGCCGAUCAAUUCGGUUUGCAGCUGCAGCUGGCACAUUUUCUGGCAUCUGUUCUUCAGGCGGAGCUCAUCGAGGAGCGCCCCGCCUGGGCCCAGAGCCCUGGCCUGCAGGGCGAGCUCGAGGCUGCCUUGGAUGCCGCGCGUGGUGCGGCCGCCUCACUCGCCGAGGUUCUCGGCGAGAUUUGGGCAAGCUUCGCUCAAGCGCAGGUGCAGCCUGGACCAUCUCUCCGCAGCUUCCUCCACAGUGCGGCAGACAUCGCUUUCGCAUCCGACGUGGCGCUGGCGACGGCCGGAGGCGAGAUGUGGGAGUCUGUCCUGCAGCUAUUCGAUUCGUCGAUUCAGACCUUGCGCAGCUCUGCUUGUGAUGAACAGGCUUCUUGGGCCGCCCUGGUCGCCGCGGCUGCAAACGCAUUGAUUCUUCCUGGGGAGUCGGCUGCCGCCAACCUGGAAGCCGCGCUUGGCGGCCUGGGCGCCAGCAGCGAGGAGGUAGCCCGGCUGCUUCGCAGCUGGCCUCGGCCCGUCCGCCUUGAGGCGAAGCAGCGAUGGAUGCAAUUCUUGGAGCCCUGCGCGCCGCCGGCCCCGCCUCUGCAGCCAGCGCCGGCGCGUGCCUCUGCAGGCUCGUCUGCUUCUGCACUGCAAACUGGAGGCUUGCGCCAGAUGCUGCAAGACGCUCCGCGUGAGUUGCGCUGCGCGCUGGAUGGGAGGCUGAUGAUGGAUCCGGUGAGGGCCCCGAUCGGCUUCUUGUACGAGCGAAGUGUGCUUGCAGAGCACCUGGCCCGCAGCGGUGGCUUGUGCCCACUGACAGGGAAAGUGCUUACCCUGGAGAGUUGCCCUCGCGACGCAGAGACGCGACGAAAGGUGCAGCGAUGGAUUCGUGAGCACAAGGCCUCCACGGCACCCUCACGGCGUCGUGCCAAGUUGUCGAAGCCAGCGGCGCAGGUUCAGGAAGCCACAGCGCCUAACUACAGCACCUUCUUCGGCGAGUAG
Messenger RNA from Symbiodinium sp. CCMP2592, 1884 nucleotides. NCBI's taxonomy places the organism in Eukaryota, Dinophyceae, Suessiales, Symbiodiniaceae. The record is from the annotation of a GenBank genome assembly.